CACCUAACACCUUGCGUUGCGUAUUCAGAGAGGAAUUCGAUUUCAACGUGGAAAAUUUAUGUUCCUUUGUCAGACAAACCCUAACAUUCUUGUUUGCUAAUCUAAUUCUCUUGAUCUUCAUGGACAUUGCUCUUCUGUCCGACACCGUUUCACUCGCCACAUCGCAAACCCUAGGCUUAGCGAAAUUCAUUCUACGCCAGCCCUAUUUACUCUCUGCGGCGAUUCUCCCGAUGGACGCCGUGGCGCCGCCGCCUGUUAAAUCCAGUUUGCACAGAACAGCCCGUCGAACACUGCUCUGCAAAAAGCAGAGGACGAGGAGGAAAUCGUGCAGCGGCGGCGAUGAUUCGGAGGACAGCAGCGAAGGCGACGGAAUUUUCGGUGGUGGUAACGAUGAUGGAACGUUUGGUGGGGGUGGUUAUGGUGGGAGGGGGUGGAACUUUGACGGAUUUGGAGGGCAAAAUUGGGAUGAGUCAUCGCGGUGGUCGUCGAAUGAUUUCGCGUUUGAUUUUGUUUAUGAGGUGAUUUACUGGAUUGCGUUAUCGAAUUGCGUGCAUUUCGCAUUCAAGAAGGUGGCGAGGAUCGUGGCUGAUGGGGAGAGACAAGGUUCCCAUUAGACUGACUUCAUUUUUUUAAAAAAAAAAAUUUGUGAUCGUUUAUGUAUUUAAUUGGAUAGUUACGAACGCUCUGUCUAUAUAUUUUUUAUUGCACAGUUAAUUGUACAUAUUGUGUAUAUUAUAAUCGAUUCUCUACAUCGAUUUAUAAGUACUUUGAUCGUUAAAUUAUUGUUCGUGGUCAUGGAUUAGUAUGAUCUUAGGUGUAUUAUGUUUUAUUAGAAAUAAAUAGAGGUCUUGAUUAGUUAA
Mangifera indica (mango) is the source of this 860-nucleotide messenger RNA. RefSeq lists its product as uncharacterized. The coding region runs from base 120 to 614 and encodes 164 amino acids. The record is from RefSeq and is a predicted model, not a curated record. The transcript has a single exon. NCBI's taxonomy places the organism in Eukaryota, Viridiplantae, Streptophyta, Magnoliopsida, Sapindales, Anacardiaceae.